UUUACGAUGUUAAAAUGGCAAUAUAUGUUAACACAGUUACACAUUUUGGUUGGAUUGGCGUACUUCGUAACCAGAUCUACAUUUGGUAGCGUGGUCCCGGAAAAGCCGGGAAACAGCAUUAUCACUGAAGACUUGGACCGUUUUACAUUAUAUAAGGUGCGGCUUAGUAACGUAUCAGGUGCUGUUAAUGCGGAAGAUUUUCGUGUUGAGCUGAUCGGUACACAAUUCGUUCAUAUUACCGCAGAAGGUUCAACUGUUGAUUGGAAAAUACGUUUAGAUACGCAUAUUCCAAUUGGUGUUAUAUUUUACCCAGAAUUCAGUUUAGCCAUGGAACGGUUAGAACGUGAUGUUGCUGUAUGAUCUCUAGGAUUGUUAAUAUAAGGAUCCCUAAGUACUAUGACUUGGAUCCAAUUGCAUUUAAACGUGAGGAAUUAUGACGGGUCAUACUUACAGACACAUUCAAUCUAUUCUACCGCCUUAUAAUUGGAUCUCGUUUAUUACCAUAGUAGCGCUAUGCCUAGGGACAUACAUCCAUUUGAAGGGUACUAAUAUUGGUGUAAAUAACGCCAAUGUUAAACAUCUUUGCGA
This is a messenger RNA of Babesia bovis T2Bo, 588 nucleotides long. RefSeq lists its product as uncharacterized. The transcript has 4 exons. The record is from RefSeq and is a predicted model, not a curated record. Lineage: Eukaryota; Apicomplexa; Aconoidasida; Piroplasmida; Babesiidae. Bases 7 to 360 code for a protein of 117 amino acids.